UGAGGUUAGAGCAGCACAAUGUAAGAUUGUGUUAUUGAUGUUAGUUUGAAUUGUGGGGUGUACUGGAACAGAACUUGGGAUGGAUCAGGCAGUUGCUCACUUGUUAAUUUCCUCUUUGAAAAUAAGCGCACUUAGUAUAGGGGGUGUGAGACUUUUAGGUGAAGUCUUUCUGAGUUAUCUACCCCUUGGAAUCUUGAUAACAGUGGCAAUAGUAGGAUGUGUGUAUUACUUCAGGGUGCCUCCUCCAAACCCCAACGUUGUGGAGGCAAUUUUGGGAAAAGACCUUUCAGAAAUUGAAACUGGGAGUUCUGAAUAUGCCCUUAGAACAGUGGCUCACAGAGGGGCUGGUCUGGAUGCCCCUGAAAACACCCUGGCAGCAUUUAAGAUGUGUAAGGAUAAAAGUUGCGAUUUCAUCGAAUUCGACGUAUGCCUUACAGCAGAUGGGGUCCCUAUUGUUUUUCAUGAUAGUUCCACAGGAAGGUUAGCUGACUCCGACCUAGUUAUAAACGAGAGCAGGUGGGCUGAUUUGUGUAAUGUAAACUUAUCAGCUAAACAUCCUUUCAAGGAUCGCUACCCCCAAACUAACAUUCCAACCCUUGAUCAAACAGUUAACCAAUUGUUAGCAGCGGGACAGAAAAUGUUCAUUGACAUUAAAGACAAUGACACAAAGAUGGUGAACGUAAUUUUGAACUUAUUCGAAAAAUAUCCUGAGUUAGAGAGUAAGGCAUUAGUAACAUCAUUCUUCCCCACAUUGAUUUAUCUAAUCAGGAGAAAAAAUCCAAGAAUUGUUUGCUCCAUGGCUUGGAGGCCUUACGCUUUCGUUUAUGAAUCCUUCAAUUAUGCCCAAGGACCAGGACCAAAGAGGGCUAAAACUUGGUACAAACAUUGUUACCUCAUGCUCUGUGAUAUUCUACAUGAGUGGCUAUUGCCUAGGUUGACCUACUAUUUCCUAGGAUUGUCAGUUAUUCUUAUGCAUAAAGAUGCCUUGGAACCGAGAGCAAUUUUGGAUUGGAGAAAAAAAGGUGUAAGAGUUAUGGCAUGGACCGUGAACAGUCCGAUAGAGAAGCAAUACCUCGCCAAAGUGCUUAAAAUAACUUACUUAACUGAUACUUUUACUGGAGAAAGCAGUACACAUUUGGCAUUGUGAACGCAAAAUAUUUGGAAUCUGUUUGUAUUCCAUUGUAGCAAUCGUGAAAUUUAUAUUUUAUUUAUCGAUAUUCUCUUUUUUUACAGAAUUUCUAUUUAUUGUAUUCGAAAUGAAAAGUUUAAUAAACACAUACAAUAAUUA
Molecule: messenger RNA, 1288 nt
Organism: Coccinella septempunctata (seven-spotted ladybird)
Lineage: Eukaryota; Metazoa; Arthropoda; Insecta; Coleoptera; Coccinellidae
Product: glycerophosphodiester phosphodiesterase 1-like
Exons: 6
Coding region: 80-1147 (355 amino acids)
Biological process (GO): lipid metabolic process
Molecular function (GO): phosphoric diester hydrolase activity
Source: RefSeq, a predicted model, not a curated record